Molecule: messenger RNA, 1854 nt
Organism: Oncorhynchus gorbuscha (pink salmon)
Lineage: Eukaryota; Metazoa; Chordata; Actinopteri; Salmoniformes; Salmonidae
Product: inhibitory synaptic factor 2A-like
Exons: 5
Coding region: 1-1743 (580 amino acids)
Biological process (GO): inhibitory postsynaptic potential
Cellular component (GO): postsynaptic density
Source: RefSeq, a predicted model, not a curated record
AUGGUGAGCAAGGCGGAGGGAGAUAAAAGCAUGCUCACCAACUCCGAGUCGGACUCAGAGGUGGCGCCCACCCCCUCCCCUUCCGCCUCGCUGGCCCUGGAGGUCAAAUACUCCUUCCUGGACACCACCAGCAGGUCACAGCAGCAGGUACGGAAGAGAAACAAGGCCCUCCAGGUGAGAUUCAAGGACAUCUGCGAGGCGCAGAACGAGCAGAGGGAGGCAGCUCUACAGAAGGCCGGGAAGGGGGGCAAGCCAGGCUCCUACAAGGUGGCGUACCGCAAGUACAUGACAGUGCCCGCUCGGCGCUCCAUCCCCAACGUCACCAAGAGCACAGGGGUCCAGACCUCCCCGGACCUCAGGAGCCGUUACAAGACCUUUCCCAUGGAGAGGAAGAAGGGCCACAGCCACACCAAGCAUGUGGAGAGAGACAAGGGCCACAACAAUGGGUUUGUCAUCGACGGCAAGCACUCCAGAGCUGUGGAGAGUUUAGGGGACAGGGGCGCCUGCGGUGGAGGAGGAGGACAGAGAACCAGAGCUGUGGAGAGUUUAGGGGACAGGGGCGCCUGCGGUGGAGGAGGAGGACAGAGAACCAGAGCUGUGGAGAGUUUAGGGGACAGGGGCGCCUGCGGUGGAGGAGGAGGAGGACAGAGAACCAGAGCUGUGGAGAGUUUAGGGGACAGGGGCGCCUGCGGAGGAGGAGGAGGAGGAGUAGUACAGAGAACCAGAGCCUUGAUGCAUACUACGGAGUGCAUAGCUACGGUGGAGAAGCACUGUACAGACGACGUCCUCUACUCUGACUGUCUGAUGCUCACAGACGGCCCCUCUCCCUCCAACACGCCCGACUCCAACCCACAGGCCACCGGCUACCAGAUCUGCAGCGUGGAGUCCAACCCCCUGGAAGGACUAGAACACAGGGAACUGGACUCCUCGGACCGUCUGGCCGGUAAACGGCAGCUGCUCUACUCUGAGGAGCCAGGCUCUAGCAGGACUCUGCCGGGGGACAUGAGAGGGGCUUCCUCAGUCUCCAAGGUGACCGGUCCCAUCUCCUGGAACUCUCUGACCCAGGUGGAGUGUCUGGAGAGCCCGACAGCACGGAGCAAACGAAUGAAGGGACUGGAGCUCAAUGGACUACAGUCUCAGACUCUCCCGCGGGCCGCUGGCUGCACUACUCAGGCACAGUGUCAUGAACCGGCAACGUUCUCAUCACAGACGUUCUCGCCACAGACGAUGUCGGCCCGGACCACGGGGGAGGCGCUGGGCUGUAGGAGUAGCGGGGUCGAACCAGCGACCGUAGCGACUACGGGGGGAGUUAACCCCGGGGGGGCCUGUAAGCAGAUAGUACCGGUACUGACUCAGAAAGGGGAGGGAGGAGAGGACGUGAAAUCACAGCUUCAGGCCAUGGAGAACCUGAUCUCCUCCAGCCAGGAGACCAUCAAGGUCCUACUGGGAGUUAUACAGGAGCUGGAGAAGGGAGAGGCCCACAGAGAGGGCCUCUCCUAUCGAACCGGACAGGACACGGCCAACUGUGACACGUGUCGGAACAGCGCAUGCAUAAUUUACAGUGUGGAGCUGGACUUCAAACAGCAGGAAGACAAGCUGCAUCCCCUGAUGAAGAGGCUGUGUCCCUUAGAGGACCCCCACUUCUCUCUGCCUUACCCCCCUGAGGCCUUCACCUCCACCCCUAAACGCAAGGCCAAGGCCGACUCCAAGAAGCACGCCCGAUGGAGACUCUGGUUCCUCUGAGACACAGCAGGAAUUAAUAUCCAAAAACCCCAAACGUCGUCGUCUUCGGUCAGACAGAGCAACAAGUUGACGACUCCGUCUGCACUGCGGGAUGAGGGACGAGCGUCGGGG